GUCUAUUCACCUCCAAUGUUGCUGUGUUCUCUACCUACGUCUCACCUUUCCCCAUUUCGUCUCACUUUCUGAUAGUAUUCAGACUCCCACCCUCGCUUCCCCACUUUCUUCGCUAUAUAUCUCGACUUUGUAUUCUUCAAAAAAAUCUCCUUUCCAAUCUUGCCUCCUCCAUCUCCAACUCAUCUGCUUCGAUCUCUCGAUCUUAGUAUUUUCAGUUCCGCUCCUUCUACAUCAACUCAAUCGAAACGUCUUCAAAUACAGAAGAAUCAAAACAACAAUGGCCACUCCAGCCGAAACAAGAAUACCUCAUGAUAUAGUCAUCGAUCCUGAAGGUGAUAUAUCGAUACAUCUCAUCAAGGAGGAGAUCACGAGACACCCUGUGACUGGUGAGAAGUCCACCAUCGAAACUACCAUCGCUCAUUACAAGGUCUCAAAGAAGGUUCUCAGUGAGAGUUCUCCAGUGUGGGAUGCCUCACUUCGGGGACAUUUCCGAGAGAGCAGAUCAUCCACCGUACCCGUCUAUUUUGGCACGUUGAAGAGUUUGGAACUUUGGUUUCGCAUCGUUCACAAUGUCAUGGUUGAUGAGAUGCAUGAUCUUCAAGUUGUGGACGUAUAUGAGGCCAUCGAAGUGUGUGGAAACCGCGAAUGGGAUAUCUCCAAGUUGAGUAAGUCGAGCUGGGCUAGAGAAUGGAUGAAUCGUCAGAAGUACAGGGAGUUGGAUCUUAAUGCGAUGAGUCGGCUCAUCUAUCUUGCCAAGGAGCUGGACUUUCCCAGGGAGUUCAUGUACAUGACCCAGAAAUUGGUGUAUGGAACAGCAGAUCACAUCAAAGAUAGAAACCCAACAAAGCACCAGCAUCUUCAUCUUGAUCACACUAUCAUUCAUGCACUCAACGGCGCCAAGGGUAAUCUUCGCUGUAAAAUCCUCAAAGGACUCUUCACGCCCGUCGGUGUGUUCCUUCAGCAGAGUUGCGAAUGCAAGAAAGAUUCUCUUUUCGAAUACUGCAAAGGCCUCUCGCAUACGGGAAUCUGGCCCUUGGAAAGUCAUAUGAAGAAUUCAGCCCAGGAAAUCCUCGAUACUUUCGAUGAAUUCGAGUGCGACAAGCCCGAGAAUGCGUGUUAUAAAUGUCUCUUCCGUCUGAGCGAUUCGUCGAUUGAAAGAACUGGUAAGCAGGUUCAAGAACAUUUUGAUGGUCUCUGUCUUGACUGUAUGAGCGUUUCUAAGCCAAAGGAUGGUAAGGAUGUCGAUGCUGCUUACUGGCAGCAUGAUACUCUAAAGCAGUAUAGCAAGGGAUGCAGAGUGCAACAUGAUCAGCCGACAUGGUAUUGGUCAUUUAUGGGCCGGAGAACUCAGAUGCAGGCACACCAGGUGGCAAGACAGAGAUAGAGAAUGAUUGGGGGGUCGGGUUUGGGUAACUGGAAUGGCGGUGGGAUAUCAUGAUGCGCGAGGGAUAUUUCAUGGCGGAUUAGAUAUCGGUCAUGAUGCGUGAGAACGUUUCGCCCGUUGAAGACGAUUAAGACGACGCACGAAAUUUUAACAGCGUUGGGUUUUAUAGUUUCUCUUCCCCUACUUUUUCAGAAGAUUGUGGAGAGCGAAUGGACUAUGAGUUGUUCUCUUAGCCUGGCUUUUAACAAAAUGAUUGCGCGUUUUUAAAUCAUACAAAUUAUAGAGGCACA
Botrytis cinerea B05.10 is the source of this 1674-nucleotide messenger RNA. RefSeq lists its product as hypothetical. NCBI's taxonomy places the organism in Eukaryota, Fungi, Ascomycota, Leotiomycetes, Helotiales, Sclerotiniaceae. The transcript has 3 exons. The record is from RefSeq and is a predicted model, not a curated record. Bases 278 to 1384 code for a protein of 368 amino acids.